Messenger RNA from Schizosaccharomyces japonicus yFS275, 4732 nucleotides. RefSeq names its product cytochrome c oxidase assembly protein COX11. Gene Ontology annotation, molecular function: copper ion binding; methyltransferase activity. Gene Ontology annotation, biological process: translation. Bases 1186 to 3279 code for a protein of 697 amino acids. The record is from RefSeq and is a predicted model, not a curated record. Lineage: Eukaryota; Fungi; Ascomycota; Schizosaccharomycetes; Schizosaccharomycetales; Schizosaccharomycetaceae. Gene Ontology annotation, cellular component: mitochondrial inner membrane. The transcript has a single exon.
UGACUACCCAAAUCGACCUGCUGAUAACAAAAAACAAGAACCGUUUGUAGCAUCGACGACAUGUAUCGAACUAGCGAAUGGCUAGUGUGAGUUGUUUGUAAUGCCCGAAAAAGUGAUCGGAGAAUUGAUGUUUCUUCCCCAGUAAUCAAGUCAGGCAAUUUGCAUAGACAUGCAAAGAACCACUGUGCCUGUCUUCGUUAGUAAGUAUGUCCAGUCUUUUGCAUCAAUUCGUGCAAUACCUGCAAUUCAAGCUUCUCAACUUGAAGCCAAUUCGGAAACGAGUCGAGUAUUUGAAAACAAGUUGGCAUAUUCAUAUUUGCGAGUAAGGACCAACUAAGUGGUGUUUCCAGCAACUUGAGUUUCCAUUCUGCUAUCGAUUUGGGGCAGUUUUCAGAAUCGGAAUGCUCGGUCAAUUGGUAACUUUGAAGCUUAUCACGCACUACAGUGAUCUGUUCAAGAAACCUUUUUUGCCAUUCUGUCUUUUCAGGUAACCUCUCUUGUUCCUUUGUCUCGGAUACUGUGUACUUUAGUUCUGUAUUGGUUUGUUCCCGUGUAAUACAUUUGAUUGGAGAAAGCUGUUUUGAUUCAUUCCUGACCUGUUAGAAUGAAAUAAUUUUUAAUCGCGUAGUGUCCAUACCUUACGGAAAGCAGAUAUUCAAUGCCAUCCAAAGGGACAUUUCGAUUAGUAUUUUGUUGGUUCACAACGACGUCCGGAAAAGCACCGCGCUGAUUUGUUUGUUCAUCAAGAGGCCCGCUUGUAUGGACAGCAUUAACAGCAUUUCUUUUUCUCUUAGGUGCCAUUGGAUAAUCACAAGCUGCUUUUUUUUUUUUGGACUAAAUGAAUUUUCAAACACACCGAAGUGCUUAAUGCAUAUUAAAAGGGGAGACAACUAGGAAAAAUAAUCGGAUCAAAUACGAAAAGGAGUUCUGCACGUCCAAGUCAAAGCAAAAACAGUUGCAUAUUGGUUUUUCGCUUCUCCAUACUACAAACCACCGAGCACAGUACCAGAAAUGGCAUACGUGUUUUAGAGUACUAUUUAAAGAAACAGUGCUUCUUCGUAACAAGAGAGGGAAGUCAUAAACAUCUUUUUACCAUCUCCAAAGCCAGGGUGAUUUUGUACAAAUCGUUCUAUUGUUAUUUUCAUAGUCGACUAUUCGAGCUGCACUCAACAUUAAGCUUCAUGAAUGUUUGAGAAUAUCAUCUGUAAAACGUUUUUCCGACGAAACAUUGGUCAUUUUAAAACAUCCUUCUUUCUGAACUGGGUUAAAAAAAAAGAACAUCAAGUUAACUGUCACAUUCUCAAGCGUAAAGCAUCAACAACUUCGGCAAGUGAAUGGGUAAACAAAGAUAUCUAUGAUUUACAAACUCAAUCACUAUCAACGGACAUUAAUAAUGAACCCAUUUCGUCAACUCAGUCUUCUCUCUGGAGACAACAGCGACAAAGUGGAGAACUACAUGUUCACACAACAUUAAACGUCGUCGUUGACCAGCAUUUAGCAAAGCAAAACAGGUCACUAUUGGGAAGAGAGAUUAACAACCUGAAAUCCUUCCAAUCUGAGCUUUGGAAGUCGAAAGAUACAUUGAUUACUCAAAAACCUCCAAGACAAUUGACCGAAUUAGAGGUAAUGGCCUAUUUAUCCGCGUCGCUUCCUCCCCAAUAUGCAGCUCUUCACAAUGUUUUUGGUGAAAUUGCACUUCGUAUACCAGAAUUUCUACGACGUUCUGGACUCAGACUAUUUGAUUACGGAUUCGGUCCGGCGUUGGGUGCUAUCGCUUGUUCACAAUACAUGAAAGAGCCGCUUCACGCCUUGGUUCACGAAGGAAAUCCUUUCAUGCAUAAUAUUGCCGACGACUUGGCCCAUCAGUAUCAGAGUCAAACAGACAUAUUCGCACAGUUUCAUAUCACAAAACUUCUUCCUUUCUCCACGGAGGGAACGUUCGAUAUUUUUGUCUUGUCAAACCGUUUAAACGAAAUGAAGACAGACGGCGAGUUUUACAGCUUUUUACGUCGUAUUUGGUCGCUUGUUUCCGACCAGGAUGGACUUCUUAUCCUCGUAGAAGACGGGUCUCCUCGCUCAUUCCAAACAUUGAGUCGAGCACGUUCCUUCCUACUAAAAAAAUCACCAAACACUGAUGAAUCCAACACUUCCUCAAAAGUUCACGUAGUGUCACCUUGUCCACACGAUAUGGAAUGCCCCAUGCAAAAAGCCCCAUCUCAUUUUAAGAGCUGUGCGUUCACCCAGCAUUUUUACCGGCCAGUUUGGAUGCGUGAAUACUCAAAAUACAAAUACGCCAAUCGUAGCACAGCAUAUUCUAACUUUAGCUACUGUGUUUUAAGGAAAGGAAAACCGAGACCACCUGUUCAUGAUUACUUAAGCACAGAUGGUUUAGAGUUGGCUUCCGAUGACUUACCUCAGUCUUUCCAUCAAUGGCCUCGUAUUGUGCAACCGGUAAUGAAACGACGAGGACAUGUCGCAAUGGAUGUCUGUACUAGUAAAGGCUGUCUCGCACGUUAUGUAUACACAAAAUCUCAAGGAACCGAAACUUAUCGCAUGGCUCGAAAAUCAAAGCUUGGUGAUGCUUUUCCCAUCUCCCCUAAAACAAUAAUCCGUUACUACCAUUCACAUACACCGUCCAGUCAUAACCUGUUUCAUUCAAUUUCUCCGUGUUGCUCGCCGCGAGCUUCGUAUCAAAGACCGGGCAAUGACUCGUUUAGACGCAGAACCACUACGAAUUACAUGAUAGCCUUAAGCAUUUUUGCUUUGGGCGUAACGUAUUCUUCCGUUCCUCUGUAUCGAUUGUUUUGUUCAAAAACGGGUUAUGGAGGUACGGUGAAUACGGAUAAUACACGCAUGUCAGCAGAACGCAUGGUGCCCAGGAACGAAGCACGUCGUAUUCGUAUCAAGUUCAACGGAGACGUCGGUGGAAGCCUGGAUUGGAGACUGUGGCCGCAGCAAAGAGAACUAUGGGUUCUACCCGGUGAAACAGCACUUGCGUUUUACUCUGCAGAAAAUAAAAGUGAUCACGAUAUCAUUGGGGUAGCUACAUACAACAUUGUCCCCGAACAGGCCGCACUCUACUUUAAUAAAGUAGCUUGUUUUUGCUUUGAGGAACAGCGUCUCGAUGCUCACGAGAAAGUCGACUUGCCGGUAUUCUUUUUCAUUGAUCCAGAAUUCGAUGACGACCCGAACAUGAAAAACGUCGACGAAAUUCUUCUUAGCUACACAUUCUUCCAAGCUCGUUUUGAUAAACAAGGCAACCUUCAGACAGUAUCGUAACCUCGUUGCGAAUACAAACAAAUAUUGCAUUAUCCAUAAUGUUGAAAUGAUUAAUCAUUCGUAUUUCAUAAUCUCUACAAGCAUGCGUAAAUUUACUUUGCGACUUCCUGUUGAAUAGAGUACAUCAUCUCCUCCUUCAAAAUCAGUUGUCGCGUUUUUUCGACUCUGUUCAGCAAAAAGGUAAUGCUUGCUGACCACUCAUUAAGUUGUUCGUGUACAUUCUUUGCCUUUUUGAACGAAACCGUACCGGCAGGUCUGUCAAUACGGGCAUAAAAGUGUCCCUUUGUAAUAAGCUCUGACAAAAACUGUUCUGUUUCCUCAGCGGACAGAUCCAACAGAAUACUCAAGCGAUCACAACGGAUACGGGUAUAGUAUUUAGCAAUGACACGCAAGUUAUGCUCGAUAACACGCUUACGCAGCUCAGACCAGCGCUUUUCGCCCUUCUCAUCACCAGCUGCGAAAACCGCAGUGCUUCGUAAAACUUCACCGUAAAUUUCUGCAAUGCGGGGCCAGCGCAUCAGCUCAUUGAUGGUGAAACAUUUAACAAGCUGUUGCAACAGAGGCAAAGAAGACAAUUUGCGAUCGGCGUUCACGCGCUGCAGUAAAUCAGCCUGCUCGUUAUCAUAAGGCGCCAACAAUACGAAGCACACAACAUUCUCAAGAAUUUCGCGCCAUUUCUCGGGGUCUGCUUGGAUACUGGCUGUGUCAUAAACGACGCGAUAGUAUUUACACACGUCAAGAUAUGCAUCCUCAUGCAACCCGAUGCGAAUUUUUUGCUCAUAAUACUUGAGUUUCAGAUCUUGGACCUCCUCCUUUUCAAAGAAUUUGACGGAUAUCUUCUUGGCAAAGGUAGAAGCCAUGUAGUAAUCAGAACACAGCAAGUGUAACCGGACCUGCUCUAAAAUAAGAUCGACCUUCUCCUUCUGGUCGAGAGACGCGUACGUUUCAACAGGUUCAUUACACAAGAUAUCUUUAGCCUCCUCAAUCUUUCCCUCUUCUUCACGGAUGUUGGACAAAAGUCGCGUAAGACGGGCACGUUCAAUUUCAACGUAGAUUUUGCCGUCUGUGAUGCCUCGCAACGUUUCAAUAAGAUCAAUCUUAAUCUUCUUGUCUUUGAUAUCAUCGAGGUAGCCCAUCACAUGUUGCACCAGGCUCGUCAUAGCUUGUUUCAGCUGUCCAUGUUUUUUGGAUAAACUAACGAGUUGCUCGUUCAAGAGCUUGUAAUCCUUAGCUUGAUACAAAAGAUCAGCAAUGUAAAUAAGUAUCUUAGUGUUCGUGGCAUUAUCUGAAGCCUGACGCACUUGUUUUUCAAAAAUCAACAAUUUCUCCAAGGAGGCAUCCUAAUUCAACGAGUUAGCGCCGAAAACUCCGCGUUUUUUUUACACAUACAAUUUUGACACGAUCCAAUGAAUCAAUGAGGGCUUGAUACUCCUCCGUAAAAUCUUUUUCUGGC